AUGAUUAAAGAUAAGAAAACAAUAUUGAAUAAAUCGAUUCAUCAAUCAAUUGAGUGUUUAUCACAACUUUAUACACCAUGUUCAUUGAAUAGAAAAAUUGAUAAUUUUCAUCAUAAAUUUUUAUUAGAUAAAUGUAAUCAUUCAAAAUUUCUACAAAAUAUUUUUAAUUCUGUUUAUAAUCCGAAUAAAAUUCCUAUUAGUAUUAACUUAUUGAAAAGAUGUAAACGAUUAAUAAAAUUGAUAAGAAACAUUCAAGAAAAUUGUAUAAAUACUUUAUUGUCAAAUUCAUCUUCCGAAGAGGAUUAUUAUCUCUUGUACAAGACUAUAUUAUAUCGUUAUGAAAUGUUAUGGUUACCGUUAGCUGGUCAAUAUAAACUUUACGCUGGUGCUCCAAUCGAUGUCUAUGUUAUAUGGUUAACACAUAUGCUAAGUCCUAAUUUGUAUCGUCAAGAUUGUCAAAGAAUUUUCGGUGAACAAAUUGAUCAUUGUCUUGUAUGCGAUAAAGCGUUCAAGGAUCUAACAAAGAAGUCGUAUGAAUUGUGGAAAUCACGUUACCCUAAUGAACCAUUCAAUCUUUCUUUGAAGAAUCUAAAUUGUUCUAAAUCUCGACUCACCAACUGGGUAUCACAAUUAUCAUUCAAUCCUCUUCAACUAAUUGACUAUAAUGAUAAUUUCUAUUAUCAGAUCUCAAUGCCACACUAUAUGAAUAAAACAUUUCUACAAGAAGCUUAUGAACGCUAUCAAAAGUAUCUUUACAUUAGAAAACUUGAUCAUCAAAUAAAUCAAUAUUAUUGUAAUAAUACAACAAUUUAUGAAAAUCCAAUUAAUCUCUUUCAUUCAACAACAACUACUACUGAUAACAAGAAUAUAAGUAGUAAGAAUAUUGCCAGCACAUCAUUGGCUUAUAAUCAAUUAGACAAUGAAUCAUCCCUAUCAACUACAAUUAAACAGAAGAAUAUUAUCCAAGAUCAUAUUGAAGAUCAGUCAAUUUGUACUGAUUAUCUUCCAUAUGAUAUCGAAUUAUACUGGCGAGUCCAUAUUUAUCAUCCACGUACUUAUGUGUAUGAUACAAGUUGUUUAUUUGGGAAAACAUUAGAUUAUUUAAACAAUAAUAAUUGUAAUUAUUAUUAUUAUCAAUUGAAUAAACAAAUUAAUUCUGAUAACAAGAUAACAUUAAAUGUAUCAACAUGUUCAAUGGGUUCAAUAAACAAUAAGAAUUCAAUGCUCAAUUUAGCAAUAUCUAGAAUAUAUGAAUUAUGGCGAUUACAAUUUCCCGAGAAUGAAUUUAUGAAAUCUGGUUGUUACUAUCGUGGUAUCUCAUCAAGAAAUCGACUGUAUAAACUUGAACCUGAAGAUAUUUAUAGAAUGUCUACAAAGCGCACUGAAGUAUCUAUUCAACGAAUAUCGACUACACUAAAUCAACAAUUGAAUAAAUUCUAUCUAUGCAUCAAUACUCUUCCAAUUUAUUGUUUCUACUUUUCAAAUAAUUCUAAUCAUAAUUAUCAAUUGAAUCAAUUAAAUAUAAAAUUAACAUCAAUAAUUGAAAAUUUUUAUGGUAAUCAACCAUUAGAAAUUAAUUUAUCCAAAGAAUUAUUAUUAUAUCAAGAAAAUAUCACCCCAGUAACUAUUCAGUCUACAAAGAGAUUACAUAAUAUUCCAAGCAAAAAUAUUCCAUACAAAAACUCUAUCAAUCCACGUAUAUCACUUACAUUACUGAUUAAUCCACCGGUUAAACAUUCAAUUAGAUUAAAAGUUCAACUUGGUCCUCAAAUAGUCUGUCAACUUCCAUUGCCUAAUGAUAAUCAAUCAAGUAUUGGUUUUCAUAUUUGGGGUCCUAUAUCAUCAUGUCCUAGUUUAAAAUUUGAAAAUAUUUUAAAACAACAUUAUCAAUCAUGUUAUAAAGAUCAAGGUGAAAAAUUAUUGAAUAGUUUUCAAUCAAUUAAUUGCGAAAAACGUUCAUUACUACUUAUACACAAACUAUUUAAUCAUUUGAAUGAACAUGUUCUUACAGCUCGUGUACAACAUAAUAUUUCCCUUGGACUAUCUGUAGUGCAUAUCUACUCUGGUCAACGUUUGUUGUGUUUAGGCCAGUCAAUUGGAUAUGAACAGUUACCAAUAAUUAACUCCAAGAAAUCAACUUCUCAACCUACCAAUUAUUAUAAUGAUACAAGGGCACACUUCAAAGGAUUUACUCAACUCUUCUCAAAGAAAUCCAGUAUUCAACCUUCAAAUAAAAAUUCUUAUGAUAAUUUACAUAAUUUCACUUCACAAUUAAAACAUACAUUGAAAAAUUUUCAUCAGAAAAAAAAUGUUCAUCAUAAAAAUGAUGAUAAUCAUAUUUGGUGUUUAUCUCAAUCAGAUAAUGAUCGUGCAAUGUUAGUAAAAGAUUGUAAUGGAGAUUGGUGUCUUGUAAUUGGUAGAUGGUCAAAGUUCAAACGUCUUCCAACACCAGUGUAUACAAUUCAUUCAAAUCAUCAAGAAAAUGUAGACAGCUACAGUGGAAUACAUGGAAAUGGUGGACAUUUAUCAUUAAGAUUUAAAUGGUUUACGCCAACAUCUCAACCAAGAGUGUUAUUUGCUGAAAUACCAGACCAAAUUAAUAGUUUCACUCUGAUUUUACAUGAUGCUUCAAUAAAUAUGAAAACUGGUGAAUUAUUUAUCAGUAAAGAUUGUAAUGAAAUUGCUCAGAAUAUAUGUUUAGCUUUCUGUUGUUCAAUAUUACACGUAUUAUGUCAACCACGUAUACUUACACAUGAGUCAAAUAUCAAUGUGAACACAAGAUACAAUACAGCUAACCAUCAACAUAAUAUACAUGAAAGUAAUCAAUCUUCUCCAAGAACAAAAAACAUUAUUCAGAGGUUAGUUUGGACUACAUAUAGUUGUGAUAGUGAAAUUUCAAAAAAUAUACUCAAAAAUAAUGAUUGGGUAGAACAAAUUAAAAAGUUGACAUUAGAUGGAAUUCCAUGUGUUUAUCAUCAUCAAGAUAUAAAGAAAAAUAUUGAAAUUGACUCGAUAAAUCAAGUCAAAGUUUAUGGGUUUGCUGUAUAUCAGUUUGAAACAAAACAAUAUGAAUCACCUGAUGGAUCAAUGAUUAGACAACAGAACUCUUUUGAAAAUAAAAACAUAGAAGAUAUAAAUGAUCCAUUGGGUAAAUCAUUACAAAAUUCUAUAUUUAUACCAAUCUAUAAUAAGAGUAAUACUCAUAAUUGUUUAAAUAUAGCUCUAACGUUUACAAUGUGUAGAGCUUGUGGAUUACCAACUGAUAGUUUAAUACCAAGUAUACAAUAUAUUCGAUAUUUAUUACGUAAUCAUACUAAAUAUAUUUAUGAUGAAUAUAAAUCAUCUAUCAUUUUAAAACAAUUACAUAAUAAUCAGUAUAACAUUGAUAUAUUGUUGAAUUCAAGCAACAUUGAACAACAAUCAACAUUAUUCAAUGAAAUAUGUUUACAACACUUAUCAAUUGAAUAUAUUAAAGAAGUAAACAAGAUAAUAAGACAACUAGAUGAUAAAAAUGGUUCUAAUCAUAAGAAUAUAAUUGAUAAUAUACAAUUAUAUAAACAAUAUAAAUGGCAAUUAAGUGAUUUCUAUGAUUAUUUUCUAUUAGAAUUAUCAGAUAUUUGUUCUGGUUGUAUUUCAGGUUGUCGAUAUUGUAAUAACUUUGAUAAUUCAUUAAUCAAUUAA
Messenger RNA from Heterobilharzia americana, 3681 nucleotides. NCBI's taxonomy places the organism in Eukaryota, Metazoa, Platyhelminthes, Trematoda, Strigeidida, Schistosomatidae. The record is from the annotation of a GenBank genome assembly.